Messenger RNA from Dacryopinax primogenitus, 624 nucleotides. Its product is annotated as cytochrome b-c1 complex subunit 7. The transcript has 4 exons. The record is from RefSeq and is a predicted model, not a curated record. NCBI's taxonomy places the organism in Eukaryota, Fungi, Basidiomycota, Dacrymycetes, Dacrymycetales, Dacrymycetaceae. Gene Ontology annotation, biological process: mitochondrial electron transport, ubiquinol to cytochrome c. Bases 47 to 436 code for a protein of 129 amino acids.
AACAGUCCUCCUCAUCGCCUUCUUCCUCUCCCAAAAAACACCCAAGAUGCCUCUUGGCGGCCCCCUCGGCAUCUCAUUUGGCAAGCAGAUCAUCGCCAACCGCACGCUGUACCGGUGGGUCAAGCCUGUGGCGGCAUGGUACGCCGACUUGUGCGGAUACAGGAAGAUGGGCCUGCGGUAUGAUGACCUGCUGAUCGAGGAGAACCCUACCGUGGAGAAGGCUCUCACACGGCUCAAUGCGAAGGAGUCGUACGAUCGCGUCUGGCGUCACAGGGUAGCCAUGCAUCAAUCAGUGCUGCACAAGGACCUGCCCAAAGCUCAAUGGCUCAAGCCUCAAGAUGACGUCCGUUACCUCACCCCGUUGAUCGAGGAGGUCGAGGCGGAGGCCCGUGAGCGCAGGGAACUGGACACGCUGGAGGUGACGCGGAAGAAAUAGACGCGCUGUGCCGGAGCCUGGGCAUGGGAAGUGCAAGUGGUGGAGGCUAAUGGGCCCAAAAACGUAUUUUAUUCUCCAAAUACGCAAUAUUCCUUGCAUGGAGGUCGUUCGGCUGCUCUCGUCGUCCAUGGCGACGAACAGGAGCCUGUGCGAUGCGGAUCUAUGGGCUUCAUCGUUCUUGUUAUGUC